AUGGCACCAACACAAGCCAAGAUCGACUCGCGCGCUGCCACCCUCUUCUUCAAAAAGCAUAAAACCACAGUUCUUCUAUUGAUUCAACUGCACGAAACACUCGAUUCCACCAAAGAAAAGCUGCUGUAUGCUUUAAAGUCACGAGCUUACACCGACAUCAACGGUGACCCGAUUCCCGAUGACGCCUUCGAUAUCGAGCUUGGUGUGCCGAUCGAUCGAGCCCAUCCCGAGAAAGGCUGGAGACGCCUUGAGGCAGAUGCAUCAGAACUAGACGACGAGGGCGCACCUAAAAAGAACAAGGGCAAAUCAAAGAAGGAUUCGCCCACACUGCGGGACUCCGGAAUCGACAAUGCGCAUGUGAUUGCAUUCCGCUUUCGCAAAAUUGAUGAAGUCCAGAAUAAUGAGGUUGACGCGGCUCUUGAUAUUGAGGAACCCGGCUGGGAUGUGAUUAUACCAAGCCUUGACGACGAGGAACUAUGA
Penicillium soppii is the source of this 480-nucleotide messenger RNA. RefSeq lists its product as uncharacterized. The transcript is spliced from 2 exons. The record is from RefSeq and is a predicted model, not a curated record. Bases 1 to 480 code for a protein of 159 amino acids. Lineage: Eukaryota; Fungi; Ascomycota; Eurotiomycetes; Eurotiales; Aspergillaceae.